Messenger RNA from Closterium sp. NIES-65, 2673 nucleotides. The record is from the annotation of a GenBank genome assembly. Lineage: Eukaryota; Viridiplantae; Streptophyta; Zygnematophyceae; Desmidiales; Closteriaceae.
AUGUAUGCAUUGCCUACUAGAGCUGACCGUGCCGGUCACCUGUGCGUACCGCCUGACCCGGGUAUAGAGCCUGCUGCUCUAGCUGCUGGUGAGGCUGCUGCUCUGGGUGCUAGUGUGUCUCCUGCUCCAGUUGCAGUCUCUCUGGCAGACCCCUCUGGGGGCCCUGUCCUUGCUCACUUCUCCACUGUCCUCCCGUGUCCGGCGGCCCCCUCUGGCACCCUGUCUGGUCUUUACCUCCCCUCGUUCUCUACGAACUUGGUGAGUGGUGAUGACCUACAGGAUGCGGGGGUUUCACCAGUUCACUCCUGCGAGUCAGCGGGUGACCCACUGCACGGACGCUCGGACAGGCCGACACCUGGCCACGUUUACUCGUCGGCCGGGGUCGAGCCUAGGGGCAGCAGCGGGCUGCCCCUCACUCCUCCCAUUUUCCUCCGACAGAGGCCCCGUUGCAGCCGCUUCACAUGGACGUGUGGGGCCCAGCCCGCGUCCGUGGACAGGGUCACGAGCGCUACUUCCUGCUCGUUGUUGACGACUACUCGGGUUACACCGCAGUCUUCCUUCCCCUUGCGCAGCAAGGGUGAUGUCACUGAGGUGCUGAUCGACUGGAUCCGCGCAGCUCGUCUCCAGCUCAGGCAGAGCUUUGGCUCGGACUUUCCUGUUCUGCGUCUGCACUCGGACAGAGGCGGAGUGUUCUCCUCUGGCCUUCUGCGAGCCUACUGUCGUGCACGAGGCAUCCGUCAGACCUUCACGCUUCCGGACUUUCCGCAGCAAAAUGGGAUUGCUGAGCGCCGCAUUGGCAUGGUCAUGGACGUCGCUCGUACGUCUAUGAUGCAUGCGGCUGCCCCCCAUUUUCUGUGGCCGUUUGCGGUUCGGUACGCGGCGAAUCAGAUCAACCUUCACCCCAGGGUCUCCACGCCGGAGACCUCCCCAGCCUUGCUAUGGACGGGGAAGGUUGGCGAUGCGUCUGCGUUCCAUGUCUGGGGAUCUCGGGCGUUUGUUCGCGACUUGUCUGCGGACAAGCUGUCCCCUCGUGCUACUCCUUGCGUCUUCCUGGGUUUCCCCCCUGACGCGCCAGGGUGGCAGUUCUACCACCCCACCUCUCGCCGUGUUUCUGUCCUCCCAGGACGUCACGUGUGUCCCAGGUACACGCUGUCGAGCCUGUCGAGGUCGCUGGUGACUCUGGUGCUGCUGGGGGUGUUGAGCCUGGGGCCUGAGGGUGCUACGACUGGGGUGCUGAGCCUGGGGGUGCUGAGCCUGGGGGUGCUACGCCUGGGGGUGCUGAGCCUGGGGGUACUGAGCCUGGGGGUGCUACGCCUGGAGGUGCUGAGCUUGGCGGUUCUCCGGGUGCUUCGUCUCGCCGGGCCACCACUCUCUCCACAGGAGCUGCGUGAUUGGUUUGCCCGGCGCUGGAGGCGAGCUGCUGGAGCUGGAGGUGCUGCGGGUACUGGAGGUUCUGCUACUGCUAAGAGUGCUGGUGCCACGGGUCCCGGAGGUGCACGUAUUGGGAGUACUGGAGAUGCUGGGCCUGCGGUACUUCUGGAGCGGGAGCUGCUUCGGGUGUUGGCGCGGAGGCUACUGCUGUCGGUCCUUCGGGUGCUGAGCCUGGAGGAGCUGCGCGAGUGGUUUGCCCGGCGCUGGAGCCGUGCUGCUGGUGCUCGAGGUUCUUCGGCUACUGAGGGUGCUGCUGACGCGGGUCCCGGAGGUGCUCGUACUGGGAGUGCUGGAGCUGCUAGGCCUGCAGUUUUGACUGGAGCUGGUGCUUCUGAGGGUGUUGACGCUGAGACUACCACUGGUGGUCCUGCUAGGGGUGCUCCUGGUGCUGCUGAAGGUUCUGGAGCUGCUGGAGGUGCUGCUGGAGCGGGUGCUCCUGCUGGGGGUACUUGUGCUGUCCCUGCUGUUUCUGGCGUCGCCACGCGGCCUCGACCGUACUUCGUUCCGCUCCUUCAGCAGGUUAUUGUUACAGUUGCAGCCUACCUCACCUUUGUCUGCUCUUCUCCCUACACUGGUCCUACUGGAGGUCUUGCUGAGCGUCGUGAGCCUGCGUCUCGCCCUACGUCGCCUGUCCGUGCUGCUCACGCUAGUGGUCGUGGUUCGCGUCAGGGUCCUCCUCCUGUCCCUGGCACACACAGGAUGUCUCUGCGUCCGUCUACUGCUCCUCUGCGUGCCCCUUUACCUUCUCUUCUUGAGUCCUCUCUUCCUGCUCUUGCCGACCCGGAGUCGGACUCUCUUCGUGCUGCCAGUCCUACUGUCAUGCGUCUCCUUGCUACUGUCGUCGCUGACCCUUCUUUUGAGUCCACUGCUGCGGCUGCCCUCGUUGCUGAGCUCGUUGACUUUGCUGCUCGCUGUCGUCUAGACUACGCUGCUAGUCUUGUCGCUGAAUCUGAGCAGGAGGAGUUCCAGUGUCUGGCUGCCGCUUCACCUCAUCUCGUGUUCGUACUGCUUACCCCUGAAGGAGACCCGGAUGCACUUGACAUCCCGACUCCGCGCUCUUACGUGGAGGCGAUAGAGGGUCCCUACUCCUCUCAGUGGCAGGCAGCUAUGGAUGCAGAGAUGGCUUCCUGGAAGUCCACAGGCACCUAUGUUGACGCUGUCCCCCCUCCUGGGGCGAACAUCGUCAGUGGCAUGUGGAUCUUCAGGGUGAAGCGGCCGCCGGGUUCUCCGCCUGUCUUCUAG